AUGACAAACUUCAUCAAACAGCACUUACCUGAAGAAGUGAAAGUGAUUAUAGUGGGCCAAGAUCCAAAUGAUGCUGGUGCUACUGGACUGGCGUUCAGUAAAGAUGUUGGUGCGGGAAUUUAUCAGUCAACAGCAAUUAUUUUAGAAGAAGUUAGAAAUGAUAUAGGUGAAAACAACCUUAGACCAUUUCCAAGAGAUUAUGGAAAUCUGGACUACUGGGCUAAACAAGGAGUUCUUCUUUUAAAUUCAGCUCUAACAAAACCUACAAAUAAAGAUGAAUCACAUGCGAACCUAGGAUGGGACGAAAUCGUAGGAGAAUUAAUUAAACGGUUGCAACAAAUAAAUAAAAAUAUAAUAAUUAUGUUUUGGGGAUUGUUAGCUAGAGAGUUGUCCGAAUAUGUUGAGUUGUAUGACCAGAAUCAACUACUUUUCGCCGGUCUCCCCACUAUGAAUAAUUAA
This is a messenger RNA of Diabrotica virgifera virgifera (western corn rootworm), 459 nucleotides long. RefSeq names its product uracil-DNA glycosylase 1-like. Gene Ontology annotation, cellular component: nucleus; mitochondrion. The transcript has 2 exons. The record is from RefSeq and is a predicted model, not a curated record. Gene Ontology annotation, biological process: base-excision repair, AP site formation via deaminated base removal; base-excision repair. Gene Ontology annotation, molecular function: uracil DNA N-glycosylase activity. Lineage: Eukaryota; Metazoa; Arthropoda; Insecta; Coleoptera; Chrysomelidae. Bases 1 to 459 code for a protein of 152 amino acids.